Leptopilina heterotoma is the source of this 826-nucleotide messenger RNA. RefSeq lists its product as uncharacterized. NCBI's taxonomy places the organism in Eukaryota, Metazoa, Arthropoda, Insecta, Hymenoptera, Figitidae. The record is from RefSeq and is a predicted model, not a curated record. The transcript has 4 exons. Bases 57 to 548 code for a protein of 163 amino acids.
GCGAAUUUCUUCCUUCAAGAAAUCAGGAGAACAUUAAGAAGGAGCUCGUCGCGAGGAUGAACAGCUAUGUCGAAUUGCUGGGAGAAUUAGGGAAACAAAAGGGAGCGAAAAGAAUCGUGGUAGAGUAUGGCCGGUGGGUCCCAGUACCACAUAGAAUAAAUCCCAAUUUAGGGUGGGACUUCAGCGAAGAGCUUCUGAAUAGUACUCCGCCGCGAAAAUACUCCCGAAUGAUUUGGCGUCAGGAGUACUACUGGCGGAGAAGUACGGAGGAGUAUUUGGGCAGAGGAUUUUGGGCGACGGCCUCCUUUCGAGACCCUGUUAUGGUGAAAAGAGAGGAUGGAGACUUGGUCGUCAUCGUAGGGGGAGAAUCUAACUGUAUAGAGGAGGAACGAGUUCCCCUGAAGGAUCUGCUGGCCCACUCGCCGCCACGCUUCGGGGCCUAUACACUGAGGGAGGAGUACUUCCUCUCAUACAUUCAGGAAUUCGUCCCCGUAGAAGGAGAAAUGAUUUGCUUCCGAUCACGGUGGCAAUUGGUAAGGACCAAUUGAGGGAUUUAAAUGUUGAAUUUUAUAGAUAUUGUUUUUUUUUACAUUAUUAUCAAUUAAUUAAGGAGUUAAUUUGGUAAAAAAAAAUUUAUACGGUAAGAAGGAUUCCCUUUUUCUUUUACUCCUUUCCUUUUUUUUUUAGUGUUACAAUAUCCCGGUGGAUGAGGCGCUCGAGACAGUGGGACAUCGCUCCCUACCGGAAGGGCGACACAUUCGUCGGGAGCGGAAGAGGGAGGCCCGAUUGCGUCGUCGCGAGCACACUCGCGUGCUUUAAAGUCUUC